UCAUCUGCAGAAUAAAUUGAUUUAUGGCAAUCAUAUCAAAUAUCCACAACGACAAUCAUUACGGGAAACAUUUAUGAAAAAUUCAGUUCAACAACGAUUAUAUAAAUUACAUGGACGUUGUUUAUGCCUUACAUUAUUAAUAUAUGGUAUAAUGUUAUUGAUAUUCUAUAUGCAAUUGGAUAAUUGGCGACAAACAUUGAUCAAAUUAAAUAUUAUAAAUGGUCCGUUAUCAUCAUCGUCUUUAUCGAAAUCGAAUAAAUGUAAAACUAGACCAUAUUCAGUACAACAUUUUGGACGUAAAUGUAUGGUUCAUAAUGAAGAUAACGAUAACAACAAUAAUGAUGACAAUAAUGGUGAUCAAAUUUUUGAUAAUCAAUCAAUACAAAUGUCCAUAUUGAUCAUCAUUGGUCUUCUAUUAUAUUUAGCCUAUACGGUUGAAUGUUAUCAUUGUUCAACUAGAUUUGUGUUGGUUAACGGAAAACGUAUCCAAUAUGUAAUGGAUCAUAUUGACCAGAUGAGACAGGCAAAACCAAUUGUAUGGUGGAAAGCUGCAUCAUAUCAUUAUGUACGUUACUAUAAUCAAUCGGCCUGUCAAAUGGUUAAUACGACAACUGCUGCUGCCUCUUCAUCUACAACCGAAAUUCGAUCGAAUCAUAUUACACAAAGACGUUUGGGACGUAAAAGAAUCGAUACACGAUAUUCGAAUGCACGUUUUCAAUAUGAAGAUCGAUUUAAUGUUGAAGAUAUUUCCGAUAGAUUAAUCGAUAUUGAUCGUGCACCAAUCACACGGAUACGUUUUUUUAAGGGAUUCGUUUUCAUCGAUGAACAAUCGGCACAAGAAUUUGAUCGACAACGAACGAAUUUUUUUCAUCGUAAUUUUAAACUUGAUGAAUAUCUUGAAAUACGUGAAGGUAUCGAUCUGGAUGGUAUUGAUUUUUAUGAUUCAAUCAUUACAUUAUCCACUGAUGAUGAUAAAGGCCUGUAUAAUUGGCAUUGGUAUUGUCGACCAUCAAUGUUUUGGAUAUUUUCAGCCAUUCUUCUUUCAUGGCCAUUUCGUAUUAUUCUUGAAUAUAAUACUGCCUAUGUUAAUUACAGGGUUGUGAAGUUAUUUGGUCUGCUCAACAACAAUCAACAACAGACAAUUAUGGAUAUUCAUCAAUCGUCUCAACAACAGCAAUCAUCAUGUAAUCAUCGUUCACAAUCUAUUGAUAAUAAUAUUAGUCUUUCAAAUUAUUUGAUUGCACCGAGUUAUUCGGAAGCAAUCUUAACAUGUUCCGAUAAUUUUGCUCAAGGUCUGAAUAAUGUUCCUACAACAACAUCAACGACAACAACAACAAUGUUGGAUGAUAUGAAUCCAAUGAAAACAAUUGAAAUGCCUUUGACAAUCGAUCUACCAUCAUAUGAUGAAGUAAUCAAUAUGACUACUACUAGAUCAUCUAUUCGACAAUAUUUUACACAAUUAUUUUUUGGUAAUCACAAUCAUCGUAAUAAUAAUGAUAAUAAUGAUAAUGAUGGUAGAUCGAAUAGUAUGGAAAAAAUAAUGAAGAUGAAACGAUCAAUUACAAUCGAUUUUUGUACGAAUAAUGAUAAUAAUCAUAAUAAUAAUAAUCGAUUGUUGGGAUUUUUUACUAAAAAAUACGAUUCUACAAGAAUUGCAGAUAAUCAAAAUCAUCGAUUAUUAUCGUUAAAUGAUAAUAAUACUACUAAUAAUUUUUAUUACAAUAUGAAACCACCAUGGCAAUCAUUACAAAAUGUUGUUGUUAAUGUUUAGAAUUUGUUUU
Messenger RNA from Dermatophagoides farinae (American house dust mite), 1781 nucleotides. The record is from RefSeq and is a predicted model, not a curated record. NCBI's taxonomy places the organism in Eukaryota, Metazoa, Arthropoda, Arachnida, Sarcoptiformes, Pyroglyphidae.